This is a messenger RNA of Asparagus officinalis (garden asparagus), 1606 nucleotides long. RefSeq names its product oral cancer-overexpressed protein 1 homolog. The coding region runs from base 953 to 1435 and encodes 160 amino acids. The record is from RefSeq and is a predicted model, not a curated record. The transcript has 4 exons. NCBI's taxonomy places the organism in Eukaryota, Viridiplantae, Streptophyta, Magnoliopsida, Asparagales, Asparagaceae.
AAUAAUGAGUUAACCAUUAUUAAUGAUGACCAACUCAUUAUCUAAUAAGAAGAGGACACGUCAGUUAUCUCUCCUAUUAGUUCCAUAUUCUUGGUCCCGUAGCAAAGCUCCUCUUUAAAUACACAGAAGAAAGAAAUCCCUUCUCCCUCGUGAUACUUCGAUUGUUUUCCACCUUUUCGUCAAGUCUCGAGCUAGGGUUUCCGAUCUCAAAACUCCCAAAGGCAAAAAAUUAUACUUCAGAGUUAAGUAGCAACGAGCAAGGAUGAAUGAUCAAUCAAAUUUUCCAACACAGCUACCAAAAUAAAUAUCCAUAAAAUUCAUUCAUUAAAUAUGUAUAUUCAUAUUGUAUUCCUAUUUUCUAAUUAGAAAAUCUUCAUAUUCUAAUUAGAAAAUCUUCAUAUGUAUAUUCAUAAUUCAUUUGUGUAAUGUUAAUAAUUCAUUUGUGUUAAAAACUGAAAUUGAAAUUGAAAAAAUAUUUAUAUGUUAAGAAAUUGAAACUAAAAUUGAAAAAUAACAAAAUACCAAAUGAAGUGACUUGCUCAGUUGCUCAGCAGUAGCACAAAGCUGCAUGAACAAAAAAGGUAAUAGUCUUUAAAAAAAAUAAGUGAAGAGAGAGAGACUUAAGAGAUUGAGAGAGAGACUCAGUUUGACAAAGACGGAGAGAUUGAGAGAUGGAGAUAUUGAGAGAGAGAGAGAGAAAGAGAAUCGGAGAGAGACUCAGAGUUUGAGAGAGACGAAGAGAUCGAGAGACUCAGAGAGAGAGAGAGAGAAGACGAGAUCAACGAGUUAGAGAUCUGACCUAGCAGCGACGAGUGGAGCCAAGAUCAACGAGGACGAGCGACGGGAUCUGAGAGAAGACGAGAUCGAUGGACGAGGACGAGCAACAGGAUCUGAGAGAAGACGAGAUAGAUGGACGAGGACGAGCGACGAGAUCUGAGAGAAGAAGAGAUCGAUGGCGGCAUCGCGACUCAGGUUUUUCUUGAGACCGCGAAAGUUUGCUGAUAAUAAAAAGAUGGAGCCAAAUCCUGAUUUUCUUGAAUCUUCAGUUCUUUUAAAUGAAACCCAGUACAAUGAAGGCUAUAAUGAUGGUUAUAACAAUGGUUUGCUCUCAGGAGAGGAAGAGGGAAGAGAUGUGGGUCUAAAAGUAGGCUUCGAAAUAGGAGAAGAACUAGGAUUCUACCGUGGAUGUGUUGAUAUCUGGAAAUCAGUGGUUCGGGUUGACUCGGGAGCAUUCUCGUCAAGAAUCCAGAAGACCAUCGAGCAAUUGAGCGAACUGUUGAACAAGUAUCCACUUCUUGAACCAGAGAACGAGGGGAUUCAGGAGAUGAUGAAUGCCAUCAGGUUGAAAUUCAGACUUAUUUCGGCAAAUUUGGGAGUGAAGUUGGAGUAUGAAGGGUAUCCGAAAUCAUCCAAACAGGAGUUUGAAGAUAUCUAGUUUCUAAGAGUUGUACAUAAUGUGUUUUGGUCAUAUGUUUUGAAGAAUAGCCCAUCAGGAUGUGUACUUAUGGUUCCUUUUUUCACACUUCUUUUGUUAUGUUUUUCUCAAGAUAUUUGACUUUGUAGUCCUAAACUUUUGAGUUCAAAUUAAUGUUUGCAUUACUUUAUC